This is a messenger RNA of Prorocentrum cordatum, 4560 nucleotides long. The record is from the annotation of a GenBank genome assembly. Lineage: Eukaryota; Dinophyceae; Prorocentrales; Prorocentraceae.
AUGGCGCUGGUGCCCAGGGGAUCGUCGUGUCGGCUUCUCCCGGGGUGCAGAGCAGUGGUGCGCUACGGCGGGGACGACCUCUGGCACGAGCGGAUCCUGCUGUACCCAGCGGCCAGUGAGGCCUCAGGCGCGGGGCUCCCAGGAGUGUGCUGGGUGGUGUACACUCCCGAUCACGAUAUGUACAUCGAGGAGCUUGAGGGAGGCUCGCCCGACGACAGUCCCGUGGAGUGGCUGGAGAUGCCGCGCGACCUGCGGCUGCCCAGUGGGCUUGGACGGGCGUAUCGCUUCGAGGAGGUCCCGACGGAGGAGGUUAUGAAGGGCCUCUACCGCCGGGCCUACUCGGCCGCCCAGGCCGACGCCGAGGCGCGCGGGGUGCUCCUGGAGACGCCGGUGGCGGUGCGAACGGCCGCAGGCAGGGAUGUGGCAGUGCAGGAGGCCCUCGGGGCCAACUUCUUCGGCGGUCGACGGAUGACAGGCAAGAGGCCGCUUCUGGGUCUGGACCUCGGAGGAGACCACAGAGGCCCCUCUGGACCGGCAGCGGCGGCCGCGGAGGGCGUUGGCGACACCGGCGCCCCGGGGGCCGCGGUUGAGGGCACUAGCACGCCACGCUCGAGCGGCCGCGUUUGGCGAGCAGCCGAGGCUGACGAGCGCUGCCGCAUCGCGCUGGGCGACGAGUUGGGGCCUCCUGCUCACUCGCUCUGUGGCAAGGGGUUGUUCCUGGCGGCUCCUGGGCGGGCCGUGGUGGUGCACCUGACAGGCCUCGACCAGGACUCCUUCGUGAUGAGCCUACGGGUUGGCGAAGGGCAACCAUUGAGAGCUGGCGCCGAGAGCGGAGGAGGAGGAGACGCUCGAACCUUGGCGGUGAAGAAUGGGCCGCGGGGCCGAGGCCGAGAGUGGCGUGAGGUCGUGGACGCCUGUGAGGAGGAGCCGUUCGGCGACUUCCCAGUGGCGGGGCCUCGCUCUGCUUGGUGGUGCCUGGACUUCUUGCGGCGUCGGCACACCCCCACGGAUCACCACCUGAUGUUCAAGACGACCGCGCGGCUCCAGUCGGAGCAGUGGGGGGUGCAGGAGCACGAGCAGCUCAUGAAGUACAUCGAGCUGGCUGGCACCUACGACCAGCUGGACCUCAGCAACUGUGCCUUCGCCGAGGCCAUCUUUCGGCGGGCGCAGACUAUCGAGUGGAGCUACCACGAUCGGUUGCGGGAGGCCGACUCAGCCAGCUCCAAGGACAAGAUGAGUCCUGAGGAGUUCUCGGCCUUCAGCGGCUUCAGCAAGGCGGGGGACCUGCUGAUGGUGGCCCCCGCGCUCCUCGAGUUUGUGAAGGGCCAGGUCGAGAAGGAUGCCGCGAUCAUGAAAAACAUCAGGAAGGCUAGAGAAGAACGAGAGCUCCGCCGCAAGGCUCCAAGGCCGCCGAGCCCCAGGGCUCUCCUGCAUGCGUACCUGGGCGAAUUCAAUUUGACGGAGUUCCAGACCACGCUCAUGUGGCUGAAGCCAACCGCGCCCUCGGGGCCCUCAAUGACCUGGCUGGUCGGCUCGGGGCGCCUGGCGCUCCGGGCCUGGCGGAGCGGCUGCCCCAUCGCCUGGUACAUGAGCGUGUUCGUCAUGCUGCUGCUGCGCUGGCUCCGCGGUGCUGGCGUGUACGAGGAUAUCGACUCGCCAGUCGUUAGCUUCGACGACUCCCUCGUCUCGCUGCCUGAGGCCGGCAACGUUCCUGUGCCGCUCGGGGAGCUGGUGGCAGGCGUGGGCGAUAUUGAUGUCGAAGCAGCAAUACACGAGCAGCUCCUUCCACGCAAGGAUGCGGAGUCCAACCUCUCCGAGGCUCCGCGGCAGCCGUACAUGGAUGCUAUUCUACGAGCUCAGCCACGUGCUUAUGCUGGGCUGGUGCGGCGUUUGCGCACGGCGGGAAUGGUGACCUUCUCAGCCGCGCCGCGAGAGAAGUGCGGCCUCUUCUUUGCGCGUAAGAAGUCUGGCAAGCAGCGCAUGGUGAUAGACUGCCGGCGGGCCAACUGCUGGUUCAGGAGGCCUUCGACAGUCGCGCUGGCGACAGGCUCAGCACUGGGAGAGCUGGCCGUGCCGGAGGGCGAGCAGCUAUACGUCGGCCACGUGGACAUCUGCGACGCCUUCUACCACUUCGGGCUGCCUGAGGCUUUCCGUGAGUACUUCGCGCUGCCGGCGGUGAAGGCAGGUGAUGUGGGGCUGACUGUCCUAGGCGGAAGGUCUCUCGCGCCUGGCAGUCGUGUGUGGCCAGUCCUUGCGGUGUUACCCAUGGGCUGGUCGCAUGCGCUGUACUGGUGCCAGACCAUUCACCGCGGGAUCGUGAGCUCCAUCCCCGCGCUGCACGACGUUCCGUUCAUCUCGGACAAGAGUGUAGUGCCGCCAGUGCAGCCGCUGGCGAUGACUAUCUAUGUGGAUAAUUUUCUUGCCUUGGGUACGGAUCCCGAGGCCGUCUCGCGCGCAGUAAAGCUUGUCAACGUCAAGGCUGUGGAGACGGCGCUCGAUUGGUUGACAAGCAAGGCCGUCGUGAGUCCCAAAGAAGUUGAGAGGGUGUUAGGCCAUUGUACUUUUGUGGCACUUCUUUGUCGUGAGCAUUUGUCGAUCUUCAGGUCCGUCUAUACUUUCAUUCGGCGGCUGGGCCACUGUGCCGCGGUCCCUCUGUGGGAGUCCGUCCGAUGGGAGCUCAGUACGUUCUCGAGUUUGCUGUGUCUGAUUUCCAGGAAGCUGCAGGUGUCAUGGAGUUCCAAGGUGAUGUGCACCGACGCGUCCUUUUGGGGCUUCGGACUGGUCUGCAAGGACCUCGACAAGGACCUCGUGGGCUCGAUGGGCUGUUUCUCAGAACGAUGGCGUUUCUUGGGCGACAACAAGGUGCUCUCCCGGGCCUGGGCUGCAGGCUCCAGUGAGGACGAGAUCAUCACGAAGCCCCUAGAGAGCUCCAAGGACUUCCAGAAGUUCGUGGGGGAUGAGGAGGCUAGCAAGGAGGCCCGCACGCGGGCCGCUGGACGUCUUCCCGAGGCGGUUCGAGAGGAAGGUUGGGCUGUCGUAGGGUCGCACAAGUGGGGAUCCCCGCCUGACAACGUCGUGGAGGGGGAGGCCCGGGCCAUCGCGUUCGGGGUUAAGCACAUCUGCAGAUCCACGAAGGCCUUUGAGAGCCACCACCUCCUGCUCUCCGACUCGCUCUCGUCUGUCUUGGCUCUGGGCAAGGGCCGAUCCUCGGCCCCCGGCGUCAGCGGCGCCCUGCGCUCUGUGGCAGCUCAUGUUGCGGCGACGGGACUCCGGCUCAGUGCCCGCUGGCUGCCUAGCGAGUGGAACUUCGCCGACGGUCCUUCGCGAGGGCUGCGGCACGCUGGAUGCGCUCGUGGUGGAGUCGGCCAGGCUGGAGCGUCGCCAGGCGACGGCCCCGGAGGGAGAGGCCCGCUCGGUCCCGAGGACCCGCCCGGUGCCGCCAAGCCGGGCGACGUCAGCGCCCUCGCUUCGGAGGUGAAGCGGGGGAAGCUGGCCCGGCGCGGGGCCAAGCUGGCCGACGCGGGGACGCUGGACGUGCUGCGGCUGAGCACGGUGCGGACACAGACAGUGAGGUCGAGGUACCAGCAGCUGGCCGCCGAGUUCGACGCAUGGCUGGCGGAGCAGGGGCUGCCUGCGCGGCCAACGUUCUCCCUCGACGAGCGGAGGAUGAUCCCGCUGGCGCCCGAGGCCGCUGCCACGCUGGACUGCAGCCUUGCGGAGUGGAUGCUGGGGCAGUACCUGGAGGGCGUCGACCACUGGCGCGGGGUGCAGAUGCUGGCCGCCCUUCAGUGGAGCGACCCGCGUCUCGGCCGCGACGGCGGAGCUCGCUUGCCCGGGGCCAGGCAGUCGCUCCGAGGCUGGAAGGUGCUGACGCCGCCGUUGACCAGGCUGCCGCUCCCCGAGGAGGUCGUUGCCGCCCUAGCUUGCGAGCUGGUGUGCGUGGGCCUGUGGGAGGCGGCGGCGUGCGUGGUCCUGUCGAUGGUGUUCUACAUGCGACCGGGGGAAUGGGGCCGCGUGCAAGUCAAGCACGCGAUCGCGCCCCGCGCUUCGGGAAGCCAGGCCCUGCGGCAGUGGGCCCUAGUGCUGCAUCCGCACGACGGCGAGGAGGCGCGGCCCAGCAAGACGGCGGAGUUCGACGAGAGUCUCGUGCUGGACCUCACCUGCGACCUGUGGCUGGGCGGCGUGCUGCGGAGACUGACCGCUGCGAAGCCGCCGGACGCUGCGCUGUUCAGCUUCUCAGUAGAGGAAUUCGCCGAGAUUUUCAGACGCGCGGCCCGCCGUCUCGGCCUGGAGCCCGUGCCGAUGCCUUACCUUCUCAGGCACGCCGGCGCCGGCCGAGACUUCGUCAACGGACUCAGGCCGCUGAGCGAAGUGAAACGGCGGGGUCGCUGGAAGACAGGCGCCUCCGUGCGGAGGUACGAGAAGGGAGGAAGGCUGAGCGAGCAGUUUGCGAAACUGCCCCCAGCCCUGCAGAAGCACGCGCUCCGCUGCCACAGCGUGCUCCCCGAGGUUCUCUUAGGGAGGCUCGCUGCCCCGCCGUUCCUGGGCCGCCAGCUGUGA